Nelumbo nucifera (sacred lotus) is the source of this 761-nucleotide messenger RNA. RefSeq names its product transcription factor bHLH61-like. Gene Ontology annotation, cellular component: nucleus. Gene Ontology annotation, biological process: regulation of DNA-templated transcription. Gene Ontology annotation, molecular function: DNA-binding transcription factor activity; sequence-specific DNA binding. Lineage: Eukaryota; Viridiplantae; Streptophyta; Magnoliopsida; Proteales; Nelumbonaceae. The record is from RefSeq and is a predicted model, not a curated record.
CCGAAGCUUUUCAGAGAGGAGAGAGCGAGCAGGCAAGCAUCAUGGUUUCGAGGGAGCACAAAAGAGCAGUUUUAUAUGAGAAGCUGCAAUUACUUCGUUCUGUUACAAACUCUCACGCACUAAACAAAACUUCAAUUAUAGUGGAUGCAUCCAAGUAUAUAGAAGAGUUGAAGGAAAAGGUAGAAAAACUUAAUCAAGAUAUUGCGGCUGCACAGAACUCAUCAAAUGAUCAAACUCCAUUACCAGUGCAGGUCACAGUAGAAACCAUAGAAAAGGGUUUCUUAAUUAAUGUGUUUUCAGAGAAGAGUUGCCCCGGUUUGCUUGUCUCUAUAUUGGAAGCCUUUGAGGAACUGGGUCUGAACGUGCUCGAUGCUAGGGUUUCUUGUACUGACAGUUUUCGUCUAGAAGCAGUUGGAGGAGAAGGUCAAGGGCAAGUUGAAAGCAUAGAUGCUCAAGUGGUGAAACAAGCAGUUUUGCAAGCCAUCAAGAACUGGAGUGAAAGUAAUGAUCAACAAGAACAAUAGAGAACAAAGAUCUCUUUUGUUAUAUUUCCUUUGCUUCUGUUUUACCUAAUUUUCUGGGUUUCUUUCCCCUUUGAGGAGAGUUGUCUAAUCAAGCAAAAUAUUAAUCUUCUGCGUGAUCAAGUUACCCAUGGUUCUUUUGGUGCAAAUUUUACAAUUGAAGUCCGGGACACCAUAAUGGAAGUGAUUUAUAUAUAUAUAUAUAGACAGUAAUAAGAUCAAUAUGAGAUUCCUUCUAAA